AUGCACUGUGAUAAUGAUCCAUCAUCUCGGUUUUGUGUUGUGGAGUGGACAAGGAAGAACAAUUAUCGGCAAUUCGGUGUUCAUUACAUUCAACAAUGGAAGAAGGUUCCUGUAGUCAAUGGUCCAAGAGAACCCUGGCAUGAUUUGCAUACUAGAAUUGAUGGUCUAGCAGCUUACGACGUUUUGACAAAUUUUGAAGAACGGUGGUUAAAGACAGCAAAACGCCAUGGAAUAAAGAAAAUAAAGAAGUCUUAUGAUGACGCCUUGCUUAAUAUUAGUAGAGUCCCAGAGAUUUUAGGUAUGCAUGAGUCACCAUAUAUAAACGAUACUGAUCCUGAGACUUGGCAUGUGCAGAUCUUCCGCUCAAUCGAUUCAAAUUCUGUCAAAGGUUUUCCUAAGGAUCCAAAAAUUGCUACUAGCAAGAAUCUAAUAUGUGGUAAAAAUGUACUGAUUGACAUGAGCAUACAUACUGCUUAUGUCAAGGCCAUACGUGCUGCCCAACACUUCCUUUACAUUGAAAACCAGUACUUUCUUGGUUCAUCAUACAAUUGGGAUUCAAACAAAGACCUAGGUGCAAACAAUCUGAUACCAAUUGAAAUAGCCCUUAAAAUUGCAAAUAAAAUUAAAGCUAAUGAGAGAUUUUCUGCAUAUAUAAUUGUUCCUAUGUGGCCUGAGGGUAACCCAACAGGUGCUGCUACACAACGAAUUCUCUAUUGGCAGGUUAGCCCUGGUUCUGAAGUAUAUCCUGUGUGAUAAAACUACUGCUGC
Asparagus officinalis (garden asparagus) is the source of this 768-nucleotide messenger RNA. RefSeq names its product phospholipase D beta 2-like. Gene Ontology annotation, biological process: phospholipid catabolic process. The coding region runs from base 1 to 753 and encodes 250 amino acids. Lineage: Eukaryota; Viridiplantae; Streptophyta; Magnoliopsida; Asparagales; Asparagaceae. The transcript is spliced from 5 exons. Gene Ontology annotation, cellular component: plasma membrane. The record is from RefSeq and is a predicted model, not a curated record. Gene Ontology annotation, molecular function: D-type glycerophospholipase activity.